AUGCACCAUCUCUCGCACCGACGUCUUCGCCUUUUUCAGCAUUUCAGUAUUCACCAAAACAAGUACGGAGUUCGCGCUUCGUUCAUCGGCGGCUGGGUGUUCAAGGAAAGAGCAGUAUGGUGA
Messenger RNA from Sclerotinia sclerotiorum 1980 UF-70, 123 nucleotides. RefSeq lists its product as hypothetical. The transcript has a single exon. The record is from RefSeq and is a predicted model, not a curated record. Bases 1 to 123 code for a protein of 40 amino acids. Lineage: Eukaryota; Fungi; Ascomycota; Leotiomycetes; Helotiales; Sclerotiniaceae.